Molecule: messenger RNA, 624 nt
Organism: Penicillium subrubescens
Lineage: Eukaryota; Fungi; Ascomycota; Eurotiomycetes; Eurotiales; Aspergillaceae
Product: CENP-X/MHF2 family protein
Exons: 2
Coding region: 1-624 (207 amino acids)
Biological process (GO): resolution of meiotic recombination intermediates; replication fork processing; kinetochore assembly
Cellular component (GO): FANCM-MHF complex; Fanconi anaemia nuclear complex
Source: RefSeq, a predicted model, not a curated record
AUGGCCGAGGGACCCGCACAGAAGAAGCGCCAGCUGCCCUUCAAACCACCAAGUCGGGCAUCAAGCAGUGCAGGCCAAUCCUCCGCCGCCGCACCAAAAGUGAAAAGCAAAGCCAAACAAACCACCACCAAAUCAACGACAACCAAAUCAUCCUCUGCAGCCUCCACUUCCAAAUCCACAAACCGCAAAUCCUUAUCCUCCGCCAAACGCCAGCGCGUCGAAUCCCCACUCGCGUCAGAAACAGUCGACGGAUCAGACGAUGGCUCCGACGCAUCCAUCCACAGCCGCGAGCGCUCCCUCUCACAAGAACCGGACUAUAUUCUCGCGGAGAUCAUCACACACCAUGAAUCUGAGGACGUGACCUCGAGUGACCCCAAGAUCCCGGCAAAGCUGCUCACGCGCCUCCUGCAUCAUCAUUUCCAGAAUGACAAGACCAAAGUGGCCAAGGAUGCUAAUUCGGUGGUCGCAAAGUACGUGGAUGUCUUUGUGAGGGAAGCUAUUGCGCGUGCGGCAUUUGAGAGGGCGGAGGCAGAUAGUGCGGGUGGUGGGAGGGGCGCUAAUGAUGGGUUUUUGGAGGUGGAAGAUCUUGAGAAGAUGGCGCCGCAGCUUACGAUGGAUUUCUAG